UCACAAGUAUGAACAGUGGUACAAACCUGCGCAUAGGAGUGAACAGGCCGUGUUGUCCAGAUUUCAUGGCGUCGAACGGAGUUUCCUAGGGAAAGUGUCUCCGUUUCACCCUUUUUUGCUUUUAACUGAAUGAGACUGAUCUGACGACUCUCUGGCAGCCACCGUUGACAGCUGAACUCUCCGUCCAAGAAGUGAAUUGCAUUUCAGAACUGAAAAAUGGGUGGAUGCUGCGCCGAUUUGCAGGGCAGGCUGCCCUACGCCACCCUCAUUGCCACAGUCAUGUGCGUGUCAGGGGUCGGCAUAUUUUGCUUCACCAUCUACAGAGGUGCCACUCUCACGUCACUCAUGUUUGAGCAUGUCUUCCACUUCCGGCUGACAUGGUUGGAGCCUACACAGUUGGGUUUGGUGAUUGGUGCCGCGUCGAUGGCCGCCCUCGGCCUCAUGAUGCUCUUCAUCGGCUGCCUGGCCACAGGUGCCACCAGACGCAAGGUGUACCGAGGUCACACGAGCAGGGUCGGAGGGCGAGUGACCUGCGCCAUCUUCAUGGUGCUCACUUACACCCUUCAGCUGGCGUGGCUGGCCGUUCUCAUUCUGCUGGUGCUGGUCGCUGCCACGUACUCCACCUUCAAAGCUCUCUGCAACGACAAAUUCACCCACCCUGAAAUUGAGUGCAUCAAUUUUGAAAUGUUCCACUUUUUCUUCCCGAAGAACACACCAAUCGAUGACUUGAAGGUCUGCCAGCAAGAAGCGACCGAGUUUUGCAAAGACUACGUCAAGAACGCCGAGCUGAUGGCCUACCUGGCUGCAAUCUCCUGCAUCAUUGUCAUUUUGAGUUUGAUUCACUACUUGAUGUGUCUCUCUGCAAACUAUGCCCAUAUUCGAGACCAGGAGAAAUUCCAAGACUUCCAGGAGAUGCAAUUCAUCACCGAUCCAGACAGCCACAUGGCCUCUAAGGAGCGCUUCUAGGAUACAGCCAGAGAAAUCUUCAGGCGAGGGGUGCACCAGCCUAGAGUGUGACAUCGGCGCACCGCUUCCUGGACAUUUCUUUGACCUCGGAAGAAAAUCUCUCGACUUUGUAAAUACUGAAAACGGGCAGCUUCCUUUGUUCCUUCGGAAGUUCGGCCACAAGUUUUUUUAUCACAAGUAUUACGGAAUCGCCAAUUUGUUCUUAGCAAUGGCUAUUGACUGAAUUCGAGCAAGUUGGAAGUGGCCAGUCGUCCAAUUUAUACCUUUGCCGAGAAUUUAAUUAUGGAGAUUUACUUUGGAAAAUUUUUCAGUUAAUUGAAAUAAAAAUUUAGAUUAUUCUGUGGGUCUUACAUCCAUUUCUGUUCUAAAGAAGCAAUAUUUUUGUCCAUUGAAAAAGAUAAACUUGAAUAAUCCAGUGUGCGAAUCAUUCAGUCAAUAUCCAUUUUUGGCACAAUUUUGGUGAGCCAGUGUUGUUCUUCAAAAAUGGGUCUCUUUAAACUAUAAUCAAAUCAGCACUGACACUUUGGAAGGAAAGUGCGUGAAAAUUGAAUCGAGUCAAAAUUGUCACAGCUAUCUUCUUGGUUAGUUCUAGAUUAGCAAGUAACGUAACUCACGAGUGCCUCUCAGACGCAAAGGCGGAAAGACUGUAAAUAAAUCUUUUUUUAACAUUUAGCAAUGUAUGACAUUCUGUGCAACAAUCUUAUACAAUGAAUUGCAUUUAGCCGACUUAGAUCCUUGUGAUUGCAUAUUAUUUUUAAUAAAACGCAGCAGCUCUUGUAUUAACAAUUUUAAUUUUAUUUC
This is a messenger RNA of Neocloeon triangulifer, 1767 nucleotides long. RefSeq names its product neuronal membrane glycoprotein M6-a (gene M6). The transcript is spliced from 6 exons. The coding region runs from base 217 to 966 and encodes 249 amino acids. The record is from RefSeq and is a predicted model, not a curated record. NCBI's taxonomy places the organism in Eukaryota, Metazoa, Arthropoda, Insecta, Ephemeroptera, Baetidae. Gene Ontology annotation, cellular component: plasma membrane. Gene Ontology annotation, biological process: neuron projection development.